Messenger RNA from Prinia subflava (tawny-flanked prinia), 2371 nucleotides. It is a transcript of the gene GPER1, whose product is annotated as G protein-coupled estrogen receptor 1. Gene Ontology annotation, biological process: G protein-coupled receptor signaling pathway; nuclear receptor-mediated steroid hormone signaling pathway; cellular response to estradiol stimulus. The transcript is spliced from 2 exons. Gene Ontology annotation, molecular function: G protein-coupled receptor activity; nuclear estrogen receptor activity. The record is from RefSeq and is a predicted model, not a curated record. Bases 660 to 1733 code for a protein of 357 amino acids. Gene Ontology annotation, cellular component: Golgi apparatus; membrane. Lineage: Eukaryota; Metazoa; Chordata; Aves; Passeriformes; Cisticolidae.
UGCUCUUGUAAACUAUCCUUUAUUCAGGAAGCUUUAAAGCAGAAUAGACUUUUAUACGAAUUUUGUUUUUACUGCUGAAUCAUCAACAGGUGGCACCCACUGCAGCUCUGCACACCUAAAUGCAAGUUUUUACCGAGAGGACAGUGGAAGUUGCCACAUCCAUUACGUGUGCACCCAGCAAGGAGCAGCCUGCUGCUGUCUGGAGGGAAAUCAGCCCGGGAGAAAUGGAAUUAAGGUCCAAGGAUGUUCAUUGAUUAUUAAAAGAAAACAAAUGGAGCUAAAAUUCCACUGCCUUCCAACUGGCAUGAAGAAACACUGUUGCUGAAAAGCUUUUAUUAAAGAGACCCAAGUACCACCAUGGUAAAAUGAUUCCUACAUGAUCUUAAGGCACACAAGAAUUGCAAAUUCUCUCAUUUAGAAUGUAUAUAGUAUCCUGUAAAACAAAUUAAGACAUUCAGUAUUUGUAGUGUUAUAUUUCAGUCAGUUUUAAUUAAUGUGACUUUUAAAGCAUUUUAAUUUCCUAUACAAAAAUCUGUAUUUUUUCAAAUCCAAUCAAAAAUGCUUACUAGGAAUUCAGUUAAAACCGAACAAAAAUCUGAUUUUUUUGGUAUUGCCACCAAACCGUGAGCACUAAUAUCUUUUCUGCAGAUAUUUUAACCAUGGAAACUUAUUCUGCCUCAGUAUCACCUGUUAUAUGUAACAGCACAACUUUUAACCUGAAUGGAUCCCAUCUGUGUAACGAAAGCAUAUCCUCUAGAUUAGCAGAUAAAUCAGAACACCAACAAUAUGUUAUUGGCCUUUUCUUAUCAUGUCUUUACACAAUAUUCCUUUUUCCUAUCGGUUUUGUGGGAAACAUUCUGAUACUGGUUGUCAACAUUAGCUUUCGGGAAAAAAUGACAAUCCCAGACCUUUACUUCAUAAACCUGGCAGUGGCUGAUCUCAUUCUAGUGGCUGAUUCUCUCAUUGAGGUGUUUAAUCUUGACGAGAAGUAUUACGAUAUCACCAUCAUUUGUACCUUUAUGUCUUUGUUCCUUCAGAUCAACAUGUAUAGCAGCAUUUUCUUUCUGACAUGGAUGAGUUUUGACAGAUACCUAGCACUGGCCAAAGUAAUGAGGUCCAACCUAUUUCGCACUAUGCACCACGCUAGACUGAGCUGUGGGCUCAUAUGGAUGGCAUCCAUUUCAGCAGCUCUAGUCCCAUUCACAGCCGUGCACUUACAACACACCGGAGAGGUCUAUUUUUGUUUUGCAGAUGUAAAAGAAAUCCAGUGGCUAGAGAUAACCCUGGGGUUUAUUAUCCCCUUUGUGAUCAUCGGUCUGUGUUACUCAUUAAUUGUCCGAGUCCUUAUAAAAGCACACAAGCACAGGAGCCUCCGUCUGCGGCGACAGAAGGCUCUGCGCAUGAUUUUUGUUGUUGUCCUGGUUUUCUUUAUCUGCUGGCUCCCUGAAAACGUCUUCAUUAGCGUCCAGCUUCUCCAGAGGAAAAGCGAGCCCGUCUCUUCCAACAGCCCAUCCUUCAGGCAUGAUUAUCCUUUAACAGGACAUAUUGUGAACCUAGCAGCUUUUUCUAAUAGCUGCCUGAACCCCUUAAUUUACAGUUUUCUGGGGGAAACCUUCAGAGACAAACUGCGACUGUACAUUGAACAGAAAACAAAAAUGUCAACCUUGCAUCGCUUCUGUCAGGCUGCCUUAACGUCUGUCAUUCCUGACAGUAAUGAGCAAUCAGAAGUCUGAUUUAGUGUCAUUGUAUAAAACAUAUGACUGUGAAGUUGUGCAAAUAGUGAACAAAAUGCUUGCUACUAACAGAAAAAAAGUGCAUUUGUGUGUGUGUAUAUACAUAUUGUAUCGCUCUAUUGAGUAUUGAAGGUUUAUAUUCAAAAUGGUUUUAUGACAAGACUUUAAUGUAGAAGAAUAUGUUUUAGUCAGAUUUAUAUUUAAUUAUGAACAGGAUUAUUAAAAGCUGAGCACUGAAGAAGCUUUAUUUUGUAUUAUACAUGUAUGAAUGACAAUAUAAGAGAAAAUUUUAUCAAGUUAGGAAGACUCUAGAUGUAAUCUGAUUAUCAGAGAUGAUACUUUGCUGGUGUUUAUAAGGUACUUCCACUGAAAUAAUGAAGCUGCCGUAACAGUGAGGAAAAAUCAUUACAACAUAUUGAUGUGGAGAUGCAGAAAACAUUGAUUUUUUUUCACCCAAACAUGUUAAGAUGAAUUACUUUGCUUACAAGAACUACAUGGUACUAUCGUCACUGUAUUCAAGCAUGUCUUCCAUGAUUAAGUUUUUAAUCUUAAUAUAAUCAAGCACAGUGAUGAGGUUUUGUCUACUAAAUGUAAUCUACUGUUUACAUCAGUACUUGAUCAAAACCAAAAUCAUCUGU